CCAACCAACAGGAGUGUAUGUGUGUGUGUCCGGUGUGUAGCAUGAAGAGGAAGAAGUCCGUCUCCGCUGUACUUGUUUGACCGCAGAAAUGACCGAACACAAUCCGUCACAUUUCGACAUCAGCAGAUAGCAACACAGCAACACAGCGGUACAAACCACCUCUGUCACUCCUCGCGACUGUUACACUCCGUUACUAUGUCGGCGGGACUGGCUCGGUCGUAGCCGAAGAAUCCACUUUAACCUGUGCUUUACUGCGUCAGUGGCCGUGAUGCGUUUCAACGAGAAAGAGCUGGUGUCUCUGAGCCGCCAGCCCUCGGAGAUGGCAGCCGAGCUGGGGAUGCGAGGACCCAAGAAAGGAGACGUAGUGAAGAAGAGGCUGGUGAAACUGGUUGUUAACUUCCUCUUUUAUUUCCGGACUGAUGAGGAGGAGCCAAUCGGAGCUCUGCUGCUGGAGCAGUGUCGGGUGGAGAGAGAGGACAGCCAGACGUUCUCUGUUGCAUUUCUGGAUGAAGCGGAGAGGAAAUAUCUGUUUGAGUGUGACACAGAGGAGCAGUGUGGGGAAUGGGUAGACUGCAUUAUCAAGGCCAGUUACGAGUUCAUGAGGAAGAACCUGAUAUUCUAUCGAACUGAAAUCCACAGGCUCACUGGCAAGGAUCCGUUGGAGCAGUACGGUAUAUCAGAUGAAACUCGCUUCCAGGUCAACAAUGGUCUGCAACUUAUGGCUAGAGAUACCUCCUCCCUGUAGACCAGCUACCUGUGUCCAGAUUCACUUUGUUUUCAUGUUAGUUCACCCUGCCAUUCCAAUAUCCACUCCUCACUGGUUUAAAAACGUGGCAUUACCAUAAGCACACCAACUUUUCAGACCCUCACUGCUCUGAUUGUAUUAAGUUGCUCCAGACUUACAGAGAGGUUUUUAUACGGAUGUUAUAAUGGCGUAUCUGAGGCCAUGCCAAGUGACGGAGUGAGAAAGCUGAUUUUCUGUUCUGUCGAUCAUUACAUGGGGCUGUGGAAAACUCAACACUGUCUUAUUUUCGGUUAAGGGGAUUUUACAUGCAAUUUUCUGUAUAAUUUUCAGACUUUGCAUUGGUUAAUAGAUUGUCUGUAUGAAUUAUGUUUUAUACGCUGUUUUCUACGGGACAUACUGUACUGUAAGACAAUGUGAUUUUGAGAUUGUCUGACUGUACUAAUGCUGUAGAGCUGUGACUUUCAGGACAUAUGAAUAAUGUCAAUCCAGUAGGCGUAAAUGUGCGCUGUUUAAAGAAGAUUAUGAUUUAAAAAAACAACCCUCUGGCAGUAUUUACUGUACCGAUUUGAACUGCAUGGACCCUUUGAUCUGCUGAGUUGAGCCACCCAUUGUACUCAAUUUUUGCUUAUUAGAAAUAUUUUUUUAGUUAUCCCAAUGUAUAUUUAUGAUGUAGCCCAUUUGGACUAUUUAGUUUUAAAAACUAUACUUUUGCACACAUUAACUGGGAGUUAAGGGUUUAUAUUUUGUAUUAGAAUUUCGGUAAUUUACUUGAACCAUCUGUACCUUUUCUGUGGCACUUUGAGUCAGAUGCCUUUAGAUAAGCUGUUGGACCAGGCUCUUGACAUGAUUUCUUUUUUAAUAUCACACCACCUUCUUUGUCAGUGUAAUGGUAAGGUCUAAACCAAAUUUCACUACUCUGCAAAUUGGUAACAUAUUGAUUUCACCCAUCAGGAGUCUACCCACAAGGAUGAUAUGUCAUUGAAUGUGUCUUUAUUUUAAACUUUUGCACAUAGAAUGUUUAAUCUGUUUUUACUUCAUGUAAGAAUGUAUUUGUUUCACUUGCAUUUCUUUUCUUUUUCUUUUCUUUUUAUACUAAUAAAGCCAUUUAAAUGAUACUGUAAAGAAA
Centropristis striata (black sea bass) is the source of this 1871-nucleotide messenger RNA. RefSeq names its product pleckstrin homology domain containing, family J member 1 (gene plekhj1). Gene Ontology annotation, cellular component: trans-Golgi network; recycling endosome; early endosome. The record is from RefSeq and is a predicted model, not a curated record. Gene Ontology annotation, biological process: endosome organization; retrograde transport, endosome to Golgi; receptor recycling. The coding region runs from base 269 to 745 and encodes 158 amino acids. NCBI's taxonomy places the organism in Eukaryota, Metazoa, Chordata, Actinopteri, Perciformes, Serranidae. The transcript has 6 exons.